AACUUACUUUAAAUUUUCUUUUAGUUCUCUAGGAGAAGCAGAUUGGAAAUGCUAAAAAAGAAAGGACCAGAACUGGCUCUGAACCAUGGUGUGUUGAUAGUAUCAACACUCUUUCAGGGGAAAGUGGAAAAACGUUUCGGGACUAAAGGGAAAGUAGAGAUUUAAAAGUUAAUUUCAAAACUGAAACGCAGCCAUGUUUUGUGAAGCACGCCUUAAUAGCAGGACAUUGGAUCAAAGGAUGUGAUCUCACUUCGUAGUAAAACAGGUCUUGCAAGCCAGGUAACUGGGGAAGCAGAAUGGUAAUUAUUCACAGAAGAAAGCAGGUAGUAUUCUGUUACACUAACACAGUGGAAGUCAGAAGGUCACAGAGCUAGCAGGGUCACUGACACAACUAGAAAUCGCUUGGCCCCCUUUAAAAAAAGAUAACGAGAUGGGAGAGAAUGAAGCGACUUUACCUAACACGUCUUUGCAAGGUAAAAAGAUGGCCUAUCACAAGGUCAGUGCAGACCAAAGAGCUCCGGGCCACUCACAGUUCUUAGACAAUGAUGACCUGCAGGGUACUGCCCUUGACUUGGAGUGGGACAUGGAGAAGGAACUGGAAGAGCCUGGUUUUGAGCAGUUCCAGAUGGACAGCACUGAGAAUCAGAACCUGGGGCACUCGGAGACAGCAGACCUCAAUCUUGAUUCCAUUCAACCAGCAAUUUCACCCAAAGGAAGGUUCCAGCGACUUCAAGAAGAGUCUGACUACAUCGCUCAUUAUGCAAGACCUGCACCAAAGAGUGGCCACUGCAACUUUUGCCACCUUUUAAAAAUACUUUGCACAACCACUAUUUUAUUUAUUUUGGGGAUUGUGAUAGGUUAUUAUGCACGGAAGAAUUGCCCUUCAUCUGUGACACCUUCAGGAACAGUUAAUCCUCAGUUAUACCAAGAAAUUCUCAAGACAAUCCAAGCAGAAGACAUUAAGAAGUCUUUCAGACAUUUCACACAACUGGAUGAAAGUGAAGAUGACAUGGAGAUUUCAAAACAGAUUAAGACUCAUUGGACUUCUUUGGGCCUGGAAGACGUACAAGUUGUAAAUUACUCCGCGCUGCUCAGCCUGCCGGGCCCUUCCCCCAGCACCGUGACUCUGAACAGCAGCGGUCAGUGCUUCCAUCCUAAUGGCCAGCCUUGCAGCCAAAAAGCCAGAGAAGGCAGCGGCCAAAAUCCGCUCUACUCCUAUGCAGCCUAUUCUGCCAGAGGAACUCUCAAGGCUGAAGUCAUCGAUGUGAGUUAUGGAACUGCAGAUGAUUUAAAAAGGAUUAAAGGAAUGAAAAAUGUAACAAAUCAGAUUGCACUCCUGAAAUUAGGAAAAUUGCCACUGCUUUAUAAGAUUUCCUUAUUGGAAAAGGCUGGAUUUGGAGGCGUCCUUCUAUAUAUUGACCCUUGUGAUUUACCAAAGACUGCAAAUCUUAGCCACGAUGCCUUCAUGGUGUCACUGAACCCAGGAGGAGACCCUUCCACGCCUGGUUACCCGAGUGUCGAUGGAAGCUUCAGACAAAGCCGCUGGAACCUCACCCCUCUGUUGGUGCAGCCAGUCUCUGCAUCCCUUGUUGCAAAGCUCAUCUCUUCAGGGAAAGCCAGAACCCAAAAUGAUGUCUGCAGCCCUCUAGAGCUCCCAAACAAUGAAAAAAGAGUUGUCAGCUUGCAAGUUCAAACUGUCACAAAAUUCAAACCAGUCACUAAUGUUGUUGGAUAUUUAAGGGGCUUUGCAUCCCCAGACCGGUACGUCAUAGUUGGCAGCCACCAUCACACUGCACACAGUUUUAACGCACCAGCCUGGGCCAGCUCCACUGCGGUGAUGCUGGCUUUCAUCCGGGCCUUGACCUUCAGAGUUGAGAGAGGGUGGAGACCAGACCGCACUAUUGUUUUCUGCUCGUGGGGAGGAACGGCUUUUGGCAAUAUUGGCUCAUAUGAAUGGGGAGAGGAUUUCAAGAAGGUUCUGCAGAAAAAUGCUGUGGCCUACAUAGGCCUCCACAGUCCUGUAAGGGGUAACUCGAGUCUGCACCCUGUGGCCUCACCCUCUCUCCAGCAACUGCUAGUAGAGAAAAAUAAUUUCAACUGUACCCGGAGAGCUCAGUGCCCAGAAACCAAUGUCAGUUCUGUACAGAUACAAGGUGACGCUGAUUAUUUCAUCAACCAUCUUGGAGUUCCCACCGUGCAGUUUGCUUAUGAAGACAUCAAGGCAUUGGAGGGUCCAAGUUUUCUCUCCGAGGCACUUUUUCCUAGACAUGCAACAGAUAUUGAAGAAAUGGAUCCUUUUUUCAAUCUUCAUGAAACGAUCACCAAGCUCUCUGGAGAAGUGAUUUUGCGAAUUGCCAAUGAACCAGUCCUGCCCUUUAAUGCUCUUGAUAUAGCUUUAGAAGUUCAAAACAACCUUAAAGGUGAUCAACCCGACGCUCACCAACUGCUGGUCCUGGCCUCGCGGCUGCGGGAGAGCGCUGAACUCUUCCAGUCGGAGGAGAUGCGACCUGCUAACGACCCCAAGGAGAGAGCGCCCUCCCGCGUCCGGAUGCUGAACGACGUUCUCCAGGACAUGGAGAAAAACUUCCUGGUCCGGCAGGUGCCACCCGGUUUUUAUAGAAACAUCCUGUACCACCUUGAUGAGAAGAAAAGCCAAUUUUCAACACUUGUGGAGGCUUGGGAGCACUGCAAGCCACUUGCAUCAAAUGAGACCCUUCAAGAAGCCCUAUCAGAGGUGUUGAACAGCAUUAAUUCUGCUCAGGUUUACUUCAAAGCAGGACUUGAUGUGUUCGAGAGUGUCUUAGUUGAAAAGAACUGAGAAAACGUUCAGAAUUUUAAAAAGUGUGUUUACAAUUCCACCAGCAAAUGCUCUCAUCUGACCAGAUUUUCUGACAUGGAAGUCUUGUUUCUCCCAAUGGCUUUUUGAC
This is a messenger RNA of Otolemur garnettii (small-eared galago), 2927 nucleotides long. RefSeq names its product N-acetylated alpha-linked acidic dipeptidase like 2 (gene NAALADL2). NCBI's taxonomy places the organism in Eukaryota, Metazoa, Chordata, Mammalia, Primates, Galagidae. The record is from RefSeq and is a predicted model, not a curated record. Bases 431 to 2818 code for a protein of 795 amino acids. The transcript has 14 exons.